Messenger RNA from Colletotrichum orchidophilum, 1797 nucleotides. RefSeq lists its product as uncharacterized. NCBI's taxonomy places the organism in Eukaryota, Fungi, Ascomycota, Sordariomycetes, Glomerellales, Glomerellaceae. The record is from RefSeq and is a predicted model, not a curated record. Gene Ontology annotation, molecular function: hydrolase activity; DNA binding; ATP binding. The coding region runs from base 1 to 1797 and encodes 598 amino acids. The transcript has 2 exons.
AUGGACACAAGAGACUGGGAAUAUCACUCGCUACCGGUUAUCUUCACCCAGCUAAUUCAAAGAAUUCAACCAGAACAAACUCUCGCCACGCAGACCCUGAUCCUCGCCCAUAGGAGAGAACUUGUUGAGCAGGCGGCAAGGCACUGUACCAAUGAAUAUCCCAACAGCACCGUGGAGAUUGAGAUGGGCUCCAUGCAUGCUUCCGGCACUGCAGACAUCACCAUUGCCAGCCUGCAAAGUAUCACGUCAGGGGACCGACUCAAAAAGUUCGACCCGCGAAGAUUCAAGCUCGUACUCGUCGACGAGGCGCACCACAUCGUAGCUCCAGGUUACAUGCGAGUCCUGCGGCACUUUGGACUCGAAAGUAAGAGAUUGGAUUCACCAUCCUUGGUUGGCGUGUCUGCCACCUUUUCUCGGUUCGAUGGUCUGAAGUUGGGCGCCGCUAUCGACCAGAUUGUCUAUCACAAGGACUAUGUUGACAUGAUUGGAGACAAGUGGCUGUCGGAUGUUGUUUUUACCACCGUGGAAUCGACGGCGGAUCUAUCUAGGGUCAAAAAUGGCGUCAAUGGCGAUUUCCAACAAGGGGAGCUGUCAAGAGUCGUCAACACGGACCAGAUCAACGAAAUCACCGUGCGAAGUUGGCUGGCCAAGGCAUCGGAUCGGAAAUCGACACUAGUCUUUUGCGUCGACCUCGCACACGUCGCUGGCCUGACGCAGACAUUCCGCAAACACGGCUAUGACGCAAGGUUCGUGACAGGAGACACACCCAAAGUCGAGAGAAGCGAGAUACUCGAGGCCUUCCGCGAAGGAAAGUUUCCUGUGCUCGUGAACUGCGGAGUCUUCACGGAAGGAACCGAUAUACCAAAUAUCGACUGCGUUAUUCUUGCUCGUCCAACACGAUCUCGGAACCUUCUUGUGCAGAUGAUCGGGAGAGGCAUGAGGCUACACAAGGGAAAGUCCGAUUGCCACGUCAUCGACAUGGUGUCCAGUCUUCAAACGGGUAUCGUGACCACACCGACGCUUUUCGGUCUGGACCCAAGCGAGCUUGUCAACAAGGCGUCUACGGUCGACUUACAGAAGAUGAAGGACAGGAAAGAGGCGGAGCAACUCCGGCAGGGCCACGCUUACUCCGAGACUCCUGCACUUCAACCUACUGCGUCUGCUGGAUCGGUAACUUUCACCGACUACGACUCCGUCUUUGACCUAAUCGAGGACACAUCUGGCGAAAAGCACAUACGGGCCAUUAGUCAGUAUGCGUGGGUCCAGGUCGGCCCAGACAAAUACGUUCUCUGUGCGCCAAACGGCUCGUACAUCCGACUCUCCCAACUAGAACCAAAACCCAACACCAACAGCGAGCGGCCCCUCCUCUGGCAAACCGUCGAGAUCCGUGCCCUACCCCCAGGCAUCGCCAAAUCCCCCUACGCCGCGCCCCGCGAGCUCCUCAAAGCCGCAACCUUUACCGACGCGGUCCACGGCAGCGACAAGUACGCCUCCGACUCUGAGGCAUUUCCUCAUGUCUUUAUCCAGCGCUACCAGCGCUGGCGCAAGGGCCCACCGACGCCGGGACAGCUCGAGUUUCUCAACAAGCUCCGGCCCAAGGAGGAGCCCCUGACGGCCGAUGACGUCGACAAGGGCAAGGCGACGGAUAUGAUUACCAAGAUCAAGCACGGGGCCAAGGGCAGGUUCGCGGGCAUCAUGACGGAGAAGCGGCGGGUCCAGCGGCAUCACGAUAAAAAGGCACAGCAGGAGGCGCGGGCACGGCAGGAGAAGGUCUCGGUUGGGCCUGUUGCUUCGUGA